UCUUCAGCAUGGACACAAACUCUACCAACGCAACGUCAAGUCUACUYGGUAAGAGCUGUCAGUUUUCUCGAGUGGCAAGCAUCGUCUUCAUCUUUCUUCAUGUGCUGUCAAGUGUCCUUGCUAUCACUGGCAACUCUUUAGUCUUGUUGGCGGUUUACAAGUCUCAGAGGCUGCGUAAUGUCUCCAACUUUUUCCUGUGUUCCCUUGGAUUUGCCGACUUUUUGGUGGGCGCCAUCAUGAAUCCACUUUACGCCACAUUUAUGGCUCUAUUCAUGACCAGUACAAGGCUUCCCUUCUUUCUCUUCAAGAUAUCCGACUUCCUGACAUGCCAGACACUCGUGGCUUCGACAAUCAGCCUGUGUUCAGUGAGUAUCGAUAGAUAUAUAGCUAUAAAAUGGCCUCUAAGAUAUCAUUUGAUCAUGAGCGACAAGAAAUGUGGUAUGGUGAUCUCUUGCGUUUGGCUUUUCUCGAUCGCUAUGGGAAUUCCCCAAGUAAUUCUUUCCGAUCGACGUGACUUGAAACUGUUUGGAAUCCUUAGUUCUGCAAUCACAGCAAUAGUUCCUUUAUCUGUGAUCGUAUUCUGCUAUGUCCAGAUUGUCGCCAUUGCAAGAGAGCAAAGCCGCAUGUUAGCAGGCUCAACCCAUGGUCCAAGUCACCAAGAAAGGAUUCGAAUCAGAGCCAUGAAGUUCGAGAAGGCAGCCUUAACGUUCGUUCUAAUCGCUGGAGUUUUUGUUCUAACCUUCACGCCUCAUCUUGUUUUGUCCUUUGUGCACGUGUUCGUCCGAGAAGAUGCUACGGGAUGCUCUUUUCACAAGAAAUAUGGAAUUUGGUUCAUCCUUCUUAUGUUUUCCAGCUCGUUUUUGAAUCCUAUAAUAUACUCAGCCAGAAGCAGAGAAUUCAGAAAUGCGUUCAAAAGACUCCUUAAAUUACACGUGUGAUUCAGUAGAACCUGUGUAGUUGAAAGGGUGCAUUAUAUCAAUAUUUUAACAUCUCGAUAUUUUGAAUUGUAAGAGUAUCAUUGUAUUUUG
Actinia tenebrosa (Australian red waratah sea anemone) is the source of this 1028-nucleotide messenger RNA. RefSeq lists its product as uncharacterized. Gene Ontology annotation, cellular component: membrane. Gene Ontology annotation, molecular function: melanocortin receptor activity. Gene Ontology annotation, biological process: G protein-coupled receptor signaling pathway. The record is from RefSeq and is a predicted model, not a curated record. Lineage: Eukaryota; Metazoa; Cnidaria; Anthozoa; Actiniaria; Actiniidae.